Messenger RNA from Symphalangus syndactylus (siamang), 2936 nucleotides. It is a transcript of the gene PAPSS1, whose product is annotated as 3'-phosphoadenosine 5'-phosphosulfate synthase 1. The record is from RefSeq and is a predicted model, not a curated record. NCBI's taxonomy places the organism in Eukaryota, Metazoa, Chordata, Mammalia, Primates, Hylobatidae. Gene Ontology annotation, molecular function: ATP binding; sulfate adenylyltransferase (ATP) activity; adenylylsulfate kinase activity. Gene Ontology annotation, biological process: sulfate assimilation; 3'-phosphoadenosine 5'-phosphosulfate biosynthetic process.
AACGCGCAGAACUGGGUAAGUUGGGGAGGAAGGCGAGACGGCGAGGAGCGGAGGGGCUGUGGGAGCAGCUCGUUCCGGAGCCGCCGCCUCUCUCCCGCCUCCUCCGCAUCCUUCUAGGAGCGCGGAGGUGGGUUCCGGGGCCGCGGCGCCUCUCGGCUGGGGCCGUGAGUGGUUGCGAGGCAGAGGGGCGCGGCGCAGGGUGGGGGUCUCGCCCUAGCUUGGCGCAGCGUGCGGUCCGAGCCACCGUUCGUGGGAAGAACGCCCCCCCUCCCCAGCGCCUCCGCUCAGAAUCUUGCUCUGUUGCCAGACUAGAGUGCAGUGGUGCGACCUUGGCUCACUGCCACCUCCACCUCACUGGUUCAAGUGAUUCUCCUGCCUCAGCCUCCCGAGUAGCUGGGACUACAGUGUCUAGAAAGGAUCAAACAACAAAUAAUGAAUGAACAGAUAGUCCCAGGCCCAUUCUGACUUCUAGGAGUAUCUUAGGGCCAGAAUUCCCAGCUGGAGAUAAUGGAAUGGAGGGCCCUUCCAUUAAAGGGAAUGCAGAGAGCAACCAAUGUCACCUACCAAGCCCAUCAUGUCAGCAGGAACAAGAGAGGUCAGGUGGUGGGGACCAGAGGUGGCUUUCGUGGUUGUACAGUUUGGCUAACAGGCUUGUCUGGAGCAGGAAAGACUACUGUGAGCAUGGCCUUGGAGGAGUACCUGGUUUGUCAUGGUAUUCCAUGCUACACUCUGGAUGGUGACAAUAUUCGUCAAGGUCUCAAUAAAAAUCUUGGCUUUAGUCCUGAAGACAGAGAAGAGAAUGUUCGACGCAUCGCAGAAGUUGCUAAACUGUUUGCAGAUGCUGGCUUAGUGUGCAUCACAAGUUUCAUAUCACCUUAUACUCAGGAUCGCAACAAUGCAAGGCAAAUUCAUGAGGGUGCAAGUUUACCGUUUUUUGAAGUAUUUGUUGAUGCUCCUCUGCAUGUUUGUGAACAGAGGGAUGUCAAAGGACUCUACAAAAAAGCCCGGGCAGGAGAAAUUAAAGGUUUCACUGGGAUCGAUUCUGAAUAUGAAAAGCCAGAGGCCCCUGAGUUGGUGCUGAAAACAGACUCCUGUGAUGUAAAUGACUGUGUCCAGCAAGUUGUGGAACUUCUACAGGAACGGGAUAUUGUACCUGUGGAUGCAUCUUAUGAAGUAAAAGAACUAUAUGUGCCAGAAAAUAAACUUCAUUUGGCAAAAACAGAUGCGGAAACAUUACCAGCCCUGAAAAUUAAUAAAGUGGAUAUGCAGUGGGUGCAGGUUUUGGCAGAAGGUUGGGCAACCCCAUUGAAUGGCUUUAUGAGAGAGAGGGAGUACUUGCAGUGCCUUCAUUUUGAUUGUCUUCUGGAUGGAGGUGUCAUUAACUUGUCAGUACCUAUAGUUCUGACUGCGACUCAUGAAGAUAAAGAGAGGCUGGAUGGCUGUACAGCAUUUGCUCUGAUGUAUGAGGGCCGCCGAGUGGCCAUUCUUCGCAAUCCAGAGUUUUUUGAGCACAGGAAAGAGGAGCGCUGUGCCCGACAGUGGGGAACAACGUGCAAGAACCACCCCUAUAUUAAGAUGGUUAUGGAACAAGGAGAUUGGCUGAUUGGAGGAGAUCUUCAAGUCUUGGAUCGAGUUUAUUGGAAUGAUGGUCUUGAUCAGUAUCGUCUUACUCCUACUGAGCUAAAGCAGAAAUUUAAAGAUAUGAAUGCUGAUGCUGUCUUUGCAUUUCAACUACGCAACCCAGUACACAAUGGACAUGCCCUGUUAAUGCAGGAUACCCAUAAGCAACUUCUAGAGAGGGGUUACCGGCGCCCCGUCCUCCUCCUCCACCCUUUGGGUGGCUGGACAAAGGAUGACGAUGUUCCUUUGAUGUGGCGUAUGAAGCAGCAUGCUGCAGUGUUGGAGGAAGGAGUUCUGAAUCCUGAAACAACAGUGGUGGCCAUCUUCCCAUCUCCUAUGAUGUAUGCCGGACCAACUGAGGUCCAGUGGCAUUGCAGAGCACGGAUGGUUGCAGGAGCCAACUUUUACAUUGUUGGACGAGACCCUGCUGGCAUGCCUCAUCCAGAAACAGGGAAGGAUCUUUAUGAGCCAAGUCAUGGUGCCAAAGUGCUGACGAUGGCCCCUGGUUUAAUCACUUUGGAAAUAGUUCCCUUUCGAGUUGCAGCUUACAACAAGAAAAAGAAGCGUAUGGACUACUAUGACUCUGAACACCAUGAAGACUUUGAAUUUAUUUCAGGAACACGAAUGCGCAAACUUGCUCGAGAAGGCCAGAAACCACCUGAAGGUUUCAUGGCUCCGAAGGCUUGGACCGUGCUGACGGAAUACUACAAAUCCUUGGAGAAAGCUUAGGCUGUUAACCCAGUCACUCCACCUUUGACACGUUACUAGUAACAAGAGGGGACCACAUAGUCUCUGUUGGCAUUUCUUUGUGGUGUCUGUCUGGACAUGCUUCCUAAAAACAGACCAUUUUCUUUAACUUGCAUCAGUUUUGGUCUGCCUUAUGAGUUCUGUUUUGAACAAGUGUAACAAACACACUGAUGGUUUUAAUGUAUCUUUUCCACUUAUUAUAGUUAUAUUCCUACAAUACAAUUUUAAAAUUUUGUCUUUUUAUAUUAUAUUUAUGCUUCCGUCUCAUGAUUUUUCAAGCUGUUAUAUUAGUUGUAACCAGUAGUAUACACAUUAAAUCUUGCCCUUUUUCCCCUUAGAAAAAGAAAAAAUUACCAAACAAUAAACUUGACUAGACCUUGUUUUGAGGAUUUUACAAGACAUCUGUAGCAAUUAGAUUUUUUUUCUACGUUGAAAAUAGAAACUGCUUCCUUUCUUCUUUCCAGUCAGCUAUUGAUCUUUCCAGCUGUUAUAAUCUAAAGUACUCUUAUGAUCUGUGUAAGCUCUGAAUGAACUUCUUUACUCAAUAAAAUUAAUUUUUUGGCUUCUUA